This is a messenger RNA of Scylla paramamosain (green mud crab), 5719 nucleotides long. Its product is annotated as putative aldolase class 2 protein CC_1201. The coding region runs from base 158 to 1021 and encodes 287 amino acids. The record is from RefSeq and is a predicted model, not a curated record. Gene Ontology annotation, molecular function: actin filament binding. The transcript has 9 exons. Gene Ontology annotation, cellular component: cytoskeleton. Lineage: Eukaryota; Metazoa; Arthropoda; Malacostraca; Decapoda; Portunidae.
UGACAUGAUAGUAUUAUCUCAAGGCUAAGGUGGGUGCGCGUUAGUCGGUGCGUCCAUCCUGACUCUCACUCCUGUGUCAGUGUGGAUUGGCAGAAGAGCAGUGUGAAGCCGAACGCCACGGGGCUGACAGAUUACUAGUGUCAAGGUGUGACAGAGCAUGACGGUGAUGCUAGGCCUCCGAGGGGUGACAUUGGCCAAGGCAGUGACGAGAUAUGGACGCCUCUUGACGAGAGCCUUCACAUCGAGCUACCCAAAGCCCUAUACCGUCCCUGAGGGUCCCUGGGGCACAAAUAGGGCAGCCAGACUCGAAUUGGCAGCGGCGUACAGAGGCCUUGAUCACUUGGGAAUGAACGAAGGCGUCGUCAACCACCUGAGCGUGAUGGCGCCGCGUGCUGACGGGGGAGACGGGAAGGUGAUGCUUGUAUUCCCGCAAGGGAUACAUUGGCAGGAGGUAACAGCGAGCAAUCUGGUGGGCAUAGACAGCGAGGCCAAGACGGUGGAGGGAGAAGGGUCACCUGAAACCACCGCCUCGUGCAUCCACCUCUCCAUCCACAAGAUGCGGGCCGGCACGAAGGUCGUAAUGCACUGCCACCCGCCCUACACCACGGCCUUAGCGAGCUUGGAGGACUUUGAGCUUCGUAUGGUGUCUCAAAACUCCCUCAGGUAUUGGAAUAGGGUGGCGUAUGACCGUUGUUAUCAGGGGGUGGCUUACGCCUUCGAGGAGGGUGAGAGGAUGGCCCGCAUCCUGGGAGAUAAGGACAUUCUGAUGCUGGCCAACCACGGCGCCAUCACCGUGGCGUCCACCGUCUCCGCAGCCUUCCAUAACCUGUACUUCCUGGAACGAGCCGCCAUGGUGCAGAUGCUGGGUAUGGCAACGGGAAACAAGAUGGUUGAAGUGCCUGAGGAGGUGAAACGCUCCAUGAGUACACCGUACUUGAAGAAGGAACAAACCUAUGCUGACGACUUCUUCUAUUCCAUUUAUAGGUUAAUGCAGAAAUAUCAACCAGAUUUCGAGAACUAAACAAAGGAGACUUUUAAAGCGCCCGUCUGCCAAUCUGACGCAUAUGAAUAUGUUUACGUUGAGCCUUGCGGUUAUAGCCAUUACCUCUUUCUUUAUGUGAUACUUUGAAAACUGUUCAUUUCAUUUACAUAUGAUUUAUACCAGGGAUUCUCAACAUUAUUUCCAUUAUUUACCCUCUUGGUCUUAUGUAUAUCUUUAUUUAUUUAUUAAUUUUUUUAUGUAGGAAGGGCACUGGCCAAGGGCAACAAAAAUCUAAUAAAAAAAAAAUGCCCACUGAAAUGCCAGUCCCAUAAAAGGGUCAAAGCAGUGGUCAAAAACUGAUGAAUAAGUGUCUUGAAACCUCCCUCUUGAAGUCAUAGGAAGGUGGAAAUAAAGAAGCAGGCAGGGAGUUCCAGAGUUUACCAGAGAAAGGGAUGAAUGAUUGAGAAUACUGGUUAACUCUUGCGUUAGAGAGGUGGACAGAAUAGGGGUGAGAGAAAGAAGAAAGUCUUGUGCAGCGAGGCCGCGGAAGGAGGGGAGGCAUGCAGUUAGCAAGAUCAGAAGAGCAGUUAGCAUGAAAAUAGCGGUAGAAGACAGCUAGAUAUGCAACAUUGCGGCGGUGAGAGAGAGGCUGAAGACAGUCAGUUAGAGGAGAGGAGUUGAUGAGACGAAAAGCUUUUGAUUCCACCCUGUCUAGAAGAGCAGUAUGAGUGGAACCCCCCUCCAGACAUGUGAAGCAUACUCCAUACAUGGACGGAUAAGGCUCUUGUACAGAGUUAGCAGCUGGGGGGGUGAGAAAACUGGCGGAGACGUCUCAGAACACCUAACUUCAUAGAAGCUGUUUUAGCUAGAGAUGAGAUGUGAAGUUUCCAGUUCAGAUUAUAAAUAAAGGACAGACCGAGGAUGUUCAGUAUAGAAGAGGGGGACAGUUGGGUGUCAUUGAAGAAGAGGGGAUAGUUGUCUGGAAGGUUGUGUCGAGUUGAUAGAUAGAGGAAUUGAGUUUUUGAGGCAUUGAACAAUACCAAGUUUGCUCUGCCCCAAUCAGAAAUUUUAGAAAGAUCAGAAGUCAGGCGUUCUGUGGCUUCCCUGCGUGAUAUGUUUACCUCCUGAAGGGUUGGACGUCUAUGAAAAGACGUGGAAAAGUGCAGGGUGGUAUCAUCAGCGUAGGAGUGGAUAGGACAAGAAGUUUGGUUUAGAAGAUCAUUAAUGAAUAAUAAGAAGAGAGUGGGUGACAGGACAGAACCCUGAGGAACACCACUGUUAAUAGAUUUAGGAGAAGAACAGUGACCGUCUACCACAGCAGCGAUAGAACGGUCAGAAAGGAAACUUGAGAUGAAGUUACAGAGAGAAGGAUAGAAACCGUAGGAGGGUAGUUUGGAAAUCAAAGCUUUGUGCCAGACUCUAUCAAAAGCUUUUGAUAUGUCCAAGGCAACAGCAAAAGUUUCACCAAAAUCUCUAAAAGAUUUACUCCGUAAUCCCGUCUCCCUCUCCUUAGAAAAAAAAAAAAAAAAAAAGCCAUCAUACAGGCGAGAUUUGUCCAUUCACAUACCAUACCAGUGUGAGCGGAAAUGUUGAUUACCAGUUUUAUUUAUACCAUUUCAACUGGGGUAUCGCGUGUGACUACAAAGUAAGAAAGCCGCUCCGGCUUCAAAAAGUUUUGAUCACGGGCGGGAUUUUUCUGGGACGACUGUCUGCUUCUAGAUUCACCCCGGCUUUGAAAUGGGUAUUGGUCAGUUAAGGCUGGGAACAUGAAGGCAGCGGAGAAAGGAACCAGCCCAAGGAAGCUUAAGACACAAGACUUAAACUUCCUUGAACUAAAUAACCACUCAACUCCAUACAUAUGGUGAGGUCCGGGGAGGAUGACUUGCACUCUGAGCCAACACUACACUCACUUUUGAUUAUGGCACCUAUUAAUGCUCAAUAUUGCUAAAAAGGAGAGGAUGAGCAUUGAUUGGAAGCGAAAGGAUUAUGGAUAAUCACCUUAGCUUUCUCAAGUUUGCAGUUACAGUCUAUAGUUUAUUUAAAGUACGUAAUAUUGGAGUUACAGGAAAUGACAGGGGAGAUAUAUAUCCAUAACUGUGUGAAUGGGAAACCUAUAAGAGAAGAUGUACUACUGUGUCUAUGUGUACCACUGUGUCUGUUGAAUUAUUCCGUUAUCAGGAGCGGUCUGUAUUUUUUUUUUUCAGUGGGGCAAAUUUAUUUCUGGUUAAGAAUCACAUAAAUAUAUAGUAGAAAUGUAUAAUAGAAAUGUAUAUUCACCUUAACAUUAUUUAUGCCAUGCAACCUAUUAAUAAAAUACCUUAGUUACCUGAGGAAAAAAAUGUUCAUCUGAGCUAUACAAUAUGAUCUGUAUAAGAACACUUUCUAUAUUCAGCUCUGACAUCAUUCAUAAUUUGGUGAGGAAAAACGCUCCCAGUACCUCCUUUUAUACGCGCGUAAUAUCCCAUCUGGCAACAUUCCCAUUAGUGAUAUAAAACGCUUUAGCCUACCCUGAAAUAAGAAAACUUUGUGCAGCAUAACUUUAGAAAACCGAGCUUCGGUUUUAUCACAAUGUAAUUUAUUUGAGAUCGAUAGCAGUCAUUAUCCUUAAUGCGACCCAUAUCAAUCAUUUAGGGAUAGCAGGCCCCGACACCACCACCACCACCACCACAGGUACCACUACAUCUGCGGGAUCCAGCAGAGCGGCACGGCGUGACGUCACACACAGGUACACACGAAGCUGCUGCUGUUACCUGUCAGGGCCUCUACUGGGGAAUGUCCGGCCAUAAGAGUCGUCAGAGGCACAGCUGAAAGAGCCAUAUGCAGAAAAUGCAAAAAAGAAAUGCAAGCGGUAUUGUCCAAAAUAAGCAAACAUGUGGAGACCUGCCAACCAGCACAAAUCAACAAUUCAUCUCUAGAAGAUAUACCUAUAAAACUAGAGCAGACCAAUUCACUGGAAUAUUACGUGCCGCCUCUGCCUAGUGCUUCAAAUUCAAAACCAUUUUCAGAUUCAGUAGCUGUUACACAAGACAGGUCAGCUGCUGCUACCAAUACUGGUCUUCUCUCUCAGCGCAAGAAAUUUAAGACAAAUUCUUCUAACCAAAUAAACCUAACAAACUUUACUGUUAAAGCUAGAAAGACAGAUAAAGUGACCUUGGAUCAAGAAAUAGCUAAUUAUAUAUAUGCUACAAAUACUCCCUUCCAAGCAGUAGAACAUGAUCAGUUUAUCAAAAUUAUUAGAUUGUUAAAUCCAGGAUACAUUCCACCAAACAGACAUCAAGUUAGAGGGGAUCUCUUGGAUCAGUCAUUCAGCUCAGUGAUGGAGGCAUAUUCAGAGGAAUUAAAGGGAAAAACAGUUUGCAUGGCCAUGGAUGGAUGGAGUAACAUUCACAACGAGCCAAUAUUGGCACUGACUUUAUUAAAAGAUGGUAACAUGUAUAUCAUUGAUUGUAUAGAUACAGCAGAAUCAAGACACACAGCAGACUACUUGGUGAAAGUAGUGGAAUGUAAUGCAGAAAAGGUUAAAAAAGAUUUGGGUGCACUGUGAGAAGUUUUGUGACAGAUAGUGCAGCCAAUAUAGCAAAAAUGAGAAAGGAGUUAGGAAAAGAUGAAGAAAUCAUAACCUAUGGCUGUUCUGCACAUCUUUUAAACCUGUUCUUACAAGAUAUGCAAAUUAGAAACAUAAAAGAGAAUAUCACAGAAAUAAUCAAAUACUUCAAGAAUCAUCAUAUCCCUGGAUCACUGUAUAAAGCAGCAGGAGGGACAAUGCUGGUAUUGCCUGUUGAAACUCGCUGGAACACAAUAGCUGACUCAGUUGAAUCUUACCUAAAGAACUGGGAGAUCCUGGUGAAAGUGUGUAAGGACAACAGUGAAGAAGUUGAUGAAGAGAUCAUCAAGAAGGUUAAUAACAAGAUCUUGAAAAGGAAAACAGAAGACUAUCUGGAGCGAAUGAAGCCUAUUACUGUGGCUUUGGACCAUGUCCAGAGAGAAACUACACUGAUCAGUGAUGCUGUUGAAAUCUGGUUGAAACUGAAAGAUGACAUGAAGGAGUAUCUAACAGAUAAGACAGAUAUGGAUAAUUUUGAAAAGAGAAUUAGUGUAGCAUUGACACCAGCCCACUUUCUUGCAAAUAUGAUAGACCCAAGGUAUGAAGGCAGACGGUUGACUCCAGAGCAAAGAUAUGUCGCAAAAAAGUAUGUGUGUGAAUGCUUUCCAGAGUUUCUACCAACAUUAAUGUCUUUUGUUGGUAAAAGUAAACCCUUUGAUGAUUUUUAUUUUGGCAAAGGUGUUUUAGAAACUCUCUCACCAUUAGCAUGGUGGGAUUUUUUCUCCAGUGACUUCAAAGUAAAUGUAAUGAAUGUUCCUAGGCAAUUAUUUACAGCAGUUUCAUCAUCAGCAGGAGUUGAGAGAGUUUUUUCAACAUUUGGAUAUGUACAUUCGACUAUGAUAAAUUGCCUCGGAAAAGAGAAGGCUUCCAAACUAGUUACAAUUCAUAAGUAUUACAACAGAUGAAUAUAUCUGGUUAAUAGCUAUAACUUUUUGUGUAAAUUUAAUACUUUUAAGAAUUUCUAAGAAUUUGUUGCAACAGAGGUCUUAUCAAAUUGUCAUUGUACUGUAUUUUAAAAUCAUGUUACUGUAUAUUAAUAUGUAUGUGUGUCUGAUUGCAGCUCCUCUUCCAUUUCUUUGUAUAUAUGUACUAGUUAGUUUAAUGUAUCAGAUUUGAUUAAACUGUUAGUACUA